AUGUCUAUCCAUUCCUCAAUCUCCAUCCCAAAUAUUUUAAAUAAUGAACAUUUUAUUCUUGACUUUAGUCGUCUACUUUUGUAUUAUUUCUUAAAGGUAUUCUUUUUUAUCAUGGAUUCGAAUGCAUAUCAGCAGAUUUCACAAAGUAACAAUGAUGUUUGUAUUGAAAUGGAUUUGCUUCGAGUGGGGUCUGAGCCAGUGGGCAUGCGUUGCCCUUACUGCAACGAGGACGUAAUGACCGAGGCAGUAUACAAAAACACAACUGUAACUCACCUCGUCUCAAUUUUUCUCGGAGCUUUGUUUUGGUGGCUAUGCUGUUGUUUACUACCUUAUUUUGUAAGAAGAUGGAAGAACGUCGAGCAUUAUUGUCCAAAGUGUCAGAAGUUUCUUGGCGUUUACACACGAAGAACAAUUUUUUGA
This is a messenger RNA of Parnassius mnemosyne (clouded apollo), 420 nucleotides long. Lineage: Eukaryota; Metazoa; Arthropoda; Insecta; Lepidoptera; Papilionidae. The record is from the annotation of a GenBank genome assembly.